Molecule: messenger RNA, 1136 nt
Organism: Schistocerca gregaria
Lineage: Eukaryota; Metazoa; Arthropoda; Insecta; Orthoptera; Acrididae
Exons: 3
Coding region: 1-627 (208 amino acids)
Source: RefSeq, a predicted model, not a curated record
AUGGAAGUAUCAUCCUCAUCACGUUUAGUACAUGAAGAGGAAAGAGCCAUUGCAAACACUAUCUUCUGUUUGAUCAAGAAACUUGAAGUUGCCACUAUCAAUGAAAGCCAGGAGAGUGAAGAACAGAUGCAUAUGCCUUCUGAGGAAAUUACUGAUGUCGAAUCAGUUUAUGAGCCUUUUACUUAUGAUUUAGCUAAUGACUAUGCAUCACUUCAGAAGGCCCAAGGGCAAGAAGUAUCUCGUUAUCAGAAAUAUUAUGAACAACAAGGACCAAAAGAAUUAGAAGAAGUAGAGUGUGAUGUUGAUGUGAGAAGUCGUGCUGAAGUAGCUAAGGUUAGGGAAGUUGAGUCAAAUGGUGAGAUGUUAAAUGAUGCUGAGGAAGCGGCAGUUGAUGAUAGUGAUGAUAUGGAUUAUAGAAGUGAGAUAAGAGUAUUUGUUGCGAUUAAGAAUGAUGCAGAUGUAGUUAUGGAGGAGGAGGGUAGUAGUGUUAGAGAAAAUAAUCAUUCAGUACAAGAGGAUGAGGCUGCAGUCACGUGGGUUAAUAUAUCACCAGUAAUCGAGGGGAUAGACAGGGAUGACAUUAAUCUUGCGAAUGAAGAGAAGGAAAAUUACCAUGAUAUAAUUUGACAGAUGAGGCGAUUAAGGGGACAAAUUCAAGAGGAGAAGACCAGCAGAAAGAGACGAGAAGACAACUAUUGAAGAUUACAACAGUGAUUCGUUGCUUUGCGUAUCUGUUGAGAUCUCUUGCAAAAUACUUUUGCAUGAAAUCUCGAGGGGUGUGUGUAAUGUAACGGACUACUGAAGAGCGCGAUACCACCCUUAUAGUCGCAUCUGUAUGUAGUAUUUAAUUUUGCCCAAAUCAUUUUUAUUAUAUUAUUCUAUAAUGUGAACUUUAUUUGUUUAUUUCUGGAGAAUAUGUUGGCACCAGUGUGAGCCAGACAUUCGUGUGUGAAAGGUAGAGAGUCAGACAUUGUUAAGGUGACUGUUGGUGUGAGUUAGUUGGAAUGUUGUGGGGAGAGCGUGGUUUUGUGAGGCGGACUGUUGAUGGGAGUACGGAAGGAAGUCUGUGGUCUUCUAUAGAGAGUUUCAUAAAUAGUAUGUGAUAUGAAGAUGGAAAUUAUUGUGAAAAAGUUAAA